This is a messenger RNA of Psammomys obesus (fat sand rat), 1361 nucleotides long. It is a transcript of the gene Slc25a35, whose product is annotated as solute carrier family 25 member 35. Bases 100 to 1002 code for a protein of 300 amino acids. Lineage: Eukaryota; Metazoa; Chordata; Mammalia; Rodentia; Muridae. The transcript has 6 exons. The record is from RefSeq and is a predicted model, not a curated record.
CCCGGCCUCGGCUGCCUACCUCGGGAAAGCGUGGGCUUCAAGAAGGAGGGUGUUGCCCUGAGAUCCAUCCCUGUUUCUGAGGCUGUUGCUGCCCCUACCAUGGACUUCUUGAUGAGUGGUCUGGCAGCCUGCGGGGCCUGUGUGUUCACCAAUCCCCUUGAGGUUGUGAAGACCAGAAUGCAAUUGCAGGGCGAACUGCAGGCCCCAGGCACCUACCAGCGUCACUACCGAAACGUCUUCCACGCCUUCUUCACCAUUGGCAAGGUGGACGGCCUGGCUGCCCUGCAGAAGGGCCUGGCCCCUGCACUCCUGUACCAGUUCCUGAUGAAUGGCAUCCGACUGGGCACCUACGGGCUGGUGGAGUCUAGGGGCUACCUGUGUACCGCUGAUGGCUUCCACAGUCCCUACCGCAGCGCCGCAGCCGGGGCCAUGGCUGGGGUCAUGGGAGCCUAUUUGGGAAGCCCCAUCUACAUGGUGAAGACACACCUGCAGGCACAGGCAACCUCUGAAAUUGCUGUAGGGCACCAGUAUAAGCAUCAGGGCAUGUUUCAGGCACUAACCGAGAUUGGCCAGAAACAUGGUCUAGUGGGGUUGUGGCGUGGGGCCUUGGGUGGCCUGCCCAGAGUUGUCAUCGGCUCCUCCACCCAGCUGUGCACCUUCUCAUCCACCAAGGACCUCAUGAGCCAGUGGGAGAUCUUCCCUCCCCAGAGCUGGAAGGUGGCUCUGGCGGCCGCCAUGGUGAGCGGUGUCGCAAUAGUCCUGGCCAUGACGCCCUUUGAUGUGGCCAGCACAAGGCUUUAUAACCAACCUACUGACACUCAAGGCAAGGGCCUCAUGUACCGGGGGAUCUUCGACGCUCUGCUGCAGACAGCUCGGACAGAGGGCUUUUUUGGCAUGUACAAGGGUAUAGGUGCCUCCUACUUUCGCCUCGGCCCGCACACUAUCCUGUCCCUGUUCUUCUGGGACCAGCUGCGUUUCCUUUACAACACAUAUGCUAAGUAGCCGUUAGCCGUCGCUCUCCUGCACUCAGGUCUCUCUCUGGGCACCUCUGCCCCUACUACUCACCACCUUGGUGACUGGUGACCAGCUGACUUCCCAGCACCUUAGGGGCGCAGCCAUGCCCACCUCUUUUCUGAUCUUUCAGGGUCAGCAGUCAUCCUGAGCAGCAUUUACGUCCCCCUCCGUACUUCGCCCGUGUCAGGGUUCAGUCACUCCAAAGUAUAUUUCUACUGUCAAUCUUGGGUCCCUUCUGUUCCUGUGCACAGCUUUAAACUCCCCUUCCCAGACCACAGGGAACUGGGAAGACCCAGGUGUCCGCUGAGAUUCAAAGCCACAGAGAUCAUGUUGUCUAUAAAGCGAGU